Carassius gibelio (silver crucian carp) is the source of this 6057-nucleotide messenger RNA. Its product is annotated as glypican-3. Bases 376 to 2142 code for a protein of 588 amino acids. Gene Ontology annotation, cellular component: extracellular region; plasma membrane; cell surface. The transcript has 8 exons. Gene Ontology annotation, biological process: cell migration; regulation of protein localization to membrane; positive regulation of canonical Wnt signaling pathway. The record is from RefSeq and is a predicted model, not a curated record. Lineage: Eukaryota; Metazoa; Chordata; Actinopteri; Cypriniformes; Cyprinidae.
AGCCCUGCACAGGAUUCAUAACGCACCUCCUGGCUUCAUAAUCAAGUUUAAUAUCAUCGAAAGAGUUGAUCGGUUCAUUGAAAUAAUUCAAGAGUCAUGAGUUAAUCGCGCAGUCCCGCCUUGAACAGGGAAAUGUGACCUUGAUUUGUGAGCAUGAAGUUUGGGUCUGUUAAUGAGCUGGAGAUGAAGAGCUCUUCAUAACUCUCCUCACACUCACUUCAGUGAUGCUGCCGCUGAGUCCAGCACAUCGCUUUCUGCUCACUUCCAGCAAGGCAGGUCGUCCCUGCUCAGUUUAUUUGCGCUUGUAAUCAGGUCUAUCACCAGGAAGCCUCAUUACGCCAUAUAUUUCUUUAAUUCAGCUUAUUUGGACUCAUAAUGUCUGGACUGAAGUUGAACGGGGCACUGAUUCUGUGCGUCCUGAUGCUGUCGUUCUCUCUGCCGGACGGUCAGGUGCUGGACUGUCGCGAAGUAAGCUCGUCUUUUCAGUUUUUGUACCCGGGGAUGAAAUGGACCCCAGAAACGCCAGUCUCAGGCUCAGAUCUGCAGGUGUGCCAGCCGAAAGGCCUGACUUGCUGUUCUCGCAAAAUGGAGGAGCGCUACUUGCUCAUUGCCAAACAGAAUAUGGAGACCAGUCUCCAGGCCACCAGCGCCCAGCUGAAAGUUCUCAUCAUUCAGAAUGCCGCCCUAUUUCAAGAGGCUUUUGACAUGGUGCUGCGUCUGGGUCGUAAUUCCACUCUGAUGCUCUUACGGGAGGAGUUUCCCAGUUUGGGGGCCGGUGCCAGUGGAGCCGUCACACAGUUAUUCCUGGAAAUGUCUCUCUACAUCCUGGGCUCUGAUGCCAACGUAAACGACAUGGUCUCAACCUUCUUUUCCCGAAUUUUUCCCUUCACCUACCGCCGUCUCCUUGGCAAUGGGGCAGUGACAGGCAUCUCGGAAGAAUGCCUCCGUGGGGCCUGGAGGGGAAGCUCUGCAUUUGGAUCGUUUCCGAAGAUGAUGAUGACCCGGCUGUCUCGCUCGCUCCUGGCCACUCGGGUCUUCCUGCAAGCGCUGAACCUGGGCAUCGAAGUGGUCAACACCACCCAGCACCUGCGUGCGGGCAGGGACUGCGGGCGCUCGCUGCUGAAGCUCUGGUACUGUCCGCACUGUCAAGGCCUGCUGGAGGCCCGGCCGUGUCGCCCGCUGUGUGUCAGCACCAUGGGGGCGUGUAUGGGUGGAGCUGCGGAGGUGCAGCCUCACUGGAGGUCAUACGUGGAGGAACUGGGGUCACUCGCCGCUGCCAUGAAGGGGGAGCAGGACAUCGAGGCCGUGGUGCUCAGACUGCACGUCAUUAUCAGACAGGCUCUAAAACAAGCCGUGGCCGCCAAGAGCAAAGUCAGCGCACAGGUGAGCGGGAUAUGUGCACACGCGCCCCCGCGGGUGUCUCGUGCUGCACCGAUGUCGGCAGAACACGCAGCUGCCUCGCCGGUGGCCCACAGUCGUCCAACUGUGAACUUUGACCCCGAUGAGACCCUCUUUGGACGGCGCAGGGAGUUUAUCUCGGGUCUGAGGGGCUUCAGUCAGUUCUACAGUGGCCUCGGAGAAGCUCUGUGCAGCAAAGAGCCGACGGCACUCAACAGCUCCUUCUGCUGGAACGGACAGGAGAUGACAGACAAGUUUACUGGUCCAGGGAUAAAGAAAGUCAAUCCACAUGGCUCAGAACCCAGACAAAAGCCUCCUGAACCCGUCAUCAGCCAGAUCAUCGACAAACUGAAGCACAUCAAUCAGCUUUUGGGGAUGGUGACGUUGCCUGAAAAGCGAUGGAGGGCUCGACCAGAAGGGGGCGCUGCGAGGAGAGACCCAGCCGUAAAGGGUCAGGCAGACGAGGACGAGGAGGGUCUUGAAAGCGGGGACUGUGAUGAUGAAGAUGAGUGUACAGGUGUUUCUGGACUCGGGCCGCCCCCGAGACACAAACGUCUGCGCAUCUUUGCAGAUUUGGCAGAUAACUUGGCAAUUGACGACUUAACACUUCAUGAAUUGCUCCUGACUCCCAGACUGGCCACAGACUCCCAAGGGGGAGCAUCCGUACCUGGAGCAGCACAGGCGGCAUAUUUUCCUAGUGCAACCUUUAUUUUUACCAUCAUCAUAAUUUUGGGUCUUCAGUGAUCACGUCUGAAGCUCUAAUGAUGCCCAAGUGUACAUAUAGCUCCAUGAUUUUGGCCAAGGACAAGAACCUUUCCUCUUCUCAGUCUUAAGUCUUACUAUAUAAACCUGUUCUUUUCUAUAUUUUGUGCGGACCUGAGGAUCAAUUUCAUCUAAAUGCUCAGACUAUGAACUCAUUCUUCUACAGCAUGAAGAGCAUUACUUACACAUAGAAGAAUCAUGUUCUUUCCCUCCGAACUCGUAUGCCACACAACAGCCAUGUGUUUUACAUUGAGCAUCGCCUCCCCUCUGCUAUACACAUGCAGUUUUACACAAAGGCCAAAGCCUUCUGGAGGAAAAGGAGCUAAAUCGCUUUUGAAAAGACAAAGAGGCUCAGCUUUUGUGAGUGAAUGGGCACACUUAAGGAGAAGGAAGCGUGACUGACAGAGUCUGGGAACACAUACGAUCGCGGUCUCAUACAUACACUGCAGUGAGCUUCUCCUCUGCUGCUCAUUUCCUGUGCAGUAAAUGACCCUUGGAUUGGAGGACAUCAAGGCAUCGGCAUGUCGUUGUGAAACCCUCUCCUUACAGGGCGACACAGCUGUGCUUCAUUUACAAAAAAAAUGCUUUAAAACAGUUUUAUUAGAAUGCUGACUUUCUCUCUUCAGAAAAUGUGGUAUUUUAUAAUCUCUCUUUGAUUUCGUCGCUCAUUAUCUCUCUUCCUUUUUCUUUCAUUUCCUCUAUUCUUGGAUUAUAAUCAUGUGAUUAAAGCAUUCUCUUAAAUGGACACACACAAAACUUCCUGUUUUUCCUCUCUCCUUUUCGCAAGUCGCUGUAGCAUUUGCCUUCAGUGAAAGAUGGCUUGAUGGAUUUGUGCAGCUUUAAAGUUUUCUGUUUCUAGGCAUCUUCAUAUACAAAGGGCUAAAGCUGUCAUUUCAGAUCAGAAUGGGAAAACUAGUGUUUACACUGUUUUCCUUUUAUAACCUGAUAUUUAAUCUGUUACUGUUCUUCUUCAUCUGUCACGUGUGUUUUAAACAAAUUGAAAGAAUCAGCUUCAUUGUGCUAGACAUCCCCAAACUGGAAUGAUACACAGUGUCCUGCAAGUUUUAAGAAGAUUACCAAUUUUAAAUCAUACUUUUUUUUCUGUUGUUGUAUUAUUUCAAAGCACUUAAACUCAAAGUAAUUUUGAAGAUGAAGAGUGUAAUGCAUUUAUUUAUUUAUUGUGUCUUUGUGCCUCCUUCCCAGAAAACCAUCCAAAUCCAUUUGAAGAUUGACUUCCUCAAAGGUUGUAAACACUGCUGGGCCUUUUCAGAACUCUUUGUUUGAGUGGUUAUGUCAACUUCUGAUUCCACCAGAGACUUGAGUUCAGAUCAAAACGGUCUGUUAGCUCAAAGUGUUUUGGGAAUCUGUUUGGGUUUUUGGCAAUUCCAUUCCACUUGCUCACCAAUGGAUCCUCUAAAGUGAAUGGGUGCCGUCAGAAUGAGAAUAAGAGUUCAAACAACUGAUAGAAGCAUCACAAUAAUAAACAAGUAAUCCACACAACUCUAGUCCAUCAGUUAACAUCUUGUGAGUUUGUGAGAAAUAAAUCCAUAAUUAAAGCAUUUUAUUCUGGCUGAAACUCAAGUUCAUAAUCAGUUACAUCUCUUGCCCCAAAAAUAAAGUCUAUCCCCUGUUGUUGUCGAUCAUCAAAAUCCACUGACAUAUUUAUUAAGAACUUUUAGACUGUUUUCCCUUAUAAACAGUGCUUGAUUUGUGUAUAUUUUUCUCCUGAUUCAGACAGGAUGACUGUUUUUUUGUGGAAAGAGUAAUAUUAUGGAUAGAGGAGUUGUAGUCAGAAACAUGGGUUUGUAAUUAAAAAUGUUUUAAUGAUGAAUUUGUUUCUUACAAACACGCAGCUUUUCUCUUCACAAGACAUUAAUUGAUGGACUAGAGUUGUGUGGAUUACCUGUGGAUUAUUUAUCAGCUGUUUGGACUCUCAUUCUGAUGGCACCCAUUCAGUCGUCCGGUGAACAAGUGAUACAAUGCUAAGAAGAAGAAGCAAAGUCAUCAGCAUCUUGGAUACCCUGAGGAUGAGUCAGUUUUUAUUUUGGGAUGUGAACUAUUACUUUAUAGUGUUAAACUUCUGUAAUAUUUUUAGAUUCCCGCCUGUGGACGCUUGGAUCAACAGAGGGGGUGCACCGAAAUCAAAAGUGAAUUAUAUGUGUUGAUUUUUUACCAAAAAGGAAACUCCCAGCAAUUUUUCUCUAGCACUGAUUUCAGAAAAUGUUUUGCCUUUCUACUGCAUAGACAGAAACAUUUUAUUAAAAGCCCAUUUUGCCAGCUGUGAAUCAUCCCUUUAAAUACUGAACAUCGGCUGAUACAAUAAAAAAAAUACAUAAAACAUUACACUUAAAAUACAUUUAAAAAAUCAGGUUGCUGAAAUUCGAUGCUGACACAGGUUUUCACCAUGAUACAUCAUUCAACCACGUGCUCCUGUUCUGCUGAAAAAGUUUUGUUUUGUAGCAGACUAAAUAAUGAUUUCUUGGCUUACUCAGACUUUACAGAACUGCUAGUCUUUAAGAAUGGUAUUUUCUUAGUGUUUUACACCACACAUAUCAUGCCACAUAUGUUAGCCCCAUUUGACAUCGUUUGAAAAGAAAUCGUUUUAACACAUUGCACACCUCAGUCAAUAUUAUGCUUUUUGCCAGGCUACAGUUAUGCUUUUAUGUGAUUCUUCAGGAGUAACGGGAGCUUUUGUGCCACUCUCCCCAAUAGACCAGUGAUACGCAGAGCUCUUGAUAUGGUCGACUGGUGCACCUUCACUGAUCACUGGCCUCUCUGUAGCUCACCUCAGCUCUCAUUCAUGCAUUGAGUAUUGCGGGAUAGUUGUUUUGUGGCAAUGUCUGGAUGGUUCAGUUUAGCCCCCACUUCCUGAUAGCUGUGCCAACAGUUCCAACUGGGACAUCCAGAUGCUUGGUUAAUGUUUUGGGGUGGUUUUCAUACAUUCAUAAAUUUGCUUUACUUUAGCACAAUUUCUCUGUAAUGCUCCUUUGUCUUCAUUUUCACAGCUGUCCUUCACAUUCACAGCCUAGAUAUUGAUCACUUAAGUCUGGGGUUUUAUCCAAAAAAAUGUGAUGGUUAUUUUAAUGAGUCGCAGGUAAAGGCCAGUUGGGAGGCAAUUGUGUCCUGGUUGCAGCAAUAGUUUUACAACUUAGAGCUUAAGUUUAUUUGAGCUUUCCUUUUAUGUCACAGUAUUUAAAAGAAAUAAAUUUGAAUUUAAGUGUUUACAAAUGAAAAUAUCACAACUUUAUUUAUUUGAAAAAGAUUUGGUUAAAGGUCUUUUGCAAUGCAAUGCAUAUUUACAGAAAUAUGCUUUAUGUAAAUUUGUAAGUAAUAUAAACCCUAGGCUGCAAGGAGGCAUAAUACAUUCAGUCUGAAAGAAAAAAAAAACAUGCAAACUUUAAAAACAAACUAUGGCUGACUGAUCGAUAUACAAAAAUCUCAGUUUAAUUGAAACAAAUCGCUUAUUGCCAUACAUUAUGCAUUAAAUGACGGAUGUGCUUCUGCCAGUAAUGGAAUGUGUUGAGUGCCGUAAUUAAACUCUGAAUUGUGUAAUACUGUUUAUACUGGUACUGAUUGCACAGUGGGUGUGCAUUCAAGGGCCAUUUGGCACAUCUGACUACUUGAGCUUGGCUUGAGCUGUUCAAUAACCAGAGUGACAGGGGAGGGGGAUAAAAUGGAGCCCUUCAUUCACGUCUGGGUACAGUUACUCAGACCUUACAUUAAUAGAACUUUCCUGUCUGUACCUGCUGUUCUGGGUAACCCAGUGUACAGAGUGUUUGGUGGUCAAUACUGAACGUUCAGAGUACAAAUGCUGUUUAUUUGCGACGCUAAAAUACAUGUGUUUUAAUUUAAAAAGUUUCCAUGUAAAUGAUAAUCAAAUAAAAUGUUAAAGUUGCA